AUGGAUUACAUCUGGUUGGCCUCUGCUGCUUUUGAGGGGAGUCACACUGUUAUCAGCUAUUUGGACCAUGCAGAACGAAUCCUUGGUGAAAGCAACAAUCUAUGUCUCCAAAGGUCUCAGCUCAUUUGCUCAAGCUCAACCUGCCUCUCUUACCAGCUAUCAUCCCAGAGGACCCAGCCUCCUGCCAAUCAGCCCAGUCCUGGAGUCUCCAAAAGCAGUAGGGUGGCCGCUGCUCCCAGGAGCCAGGCCAUGGCCACCCUGAUGCAGACAGGACCUCUCAUCCAUCUAUUUCAGGGCGGAAGGGAAGAGGUUCUCCUUGGGGACGCUCUGAGCAGUUUGGUGCUCAGGAGACUUCCCAUAAUACAUCUAGCUGCCCUGCACAUUGUGGGAAAGGACAGGCGGGCAGAGAUGGAAGGAGGUAGGCAGGCGAGGACAGCCUCACCAAAUGCCAGCCCUGGUGCAAAAUCAAGAGUCACAGAGUGGGAUCUCUGCUAUGAGGAGAUUGAGUCUUAUGAUAAGAAAGGCAAAGGCAACCUGUUCAUAGCUGAAAGGUGCAUAACAGAUGAAUCCAGGAUAAAGCUUUUGAGUUACUGGGAACAAAAGCCACCCUUAGAUGAUAAAGGCCAGUUCUGGCUGGCCAGUUCUGAAGGCAGACCCCCAAACAUUCAUCUAAAAAUCUGCAUGGAGGGUGUGAUGAUGGAAAGCCCACACCGUUUCUCCCCAGCUCAUUUCUAUUCUGCUAGUUUCAAGCCUGUGUCAGAGCUGGUCCUUAAAGAUAGAUGGUAUUUUAAUCACCAGUUACCUGUCCGAGUGUUUGGGCUCACUUCCUCGUCCCAGCUGUGGGACUUAAAUCAAAUCAGCCUUGUACCAGCAUCACCAAUAACUAAACACAACCGGGAUGAUGAAAAGGUACAGGAAAUAGCAAAGAAAAUUUUUCUUUCCUAUUUAAGCCUAAUGGUGAAUUCAAAGAAUGACCUGGCUCUGGCUCAUAUUCCCAAUAUUCCUGAUAGAGGAGUUGGGAAAGAAACCUUCACGGUUUUGAAACACACUGCUCGAGAGAAACAGACGUCUAUCUUUUUGGUGGCUGCAUCAUUUAUUAGAACAAUUGAGCUUGGAGGGAAAGGAUAUACACCAUCACCAUGUGAUCCGUUAAGGGCACAUAUAAAGGGACUGUCUAAUUGUAUUAAUGUCAUUGAUGAAUUAGAUGAGACUCUUGGAGAAAUACCAAAUCCAAGCAUUGCAGGGGGUCGGAUACUGUCAGUGAUAAAGAUGCAGCUAAUUAAAGGCCAGAACAACAGGGAUCCUUUUUAUAAAGCAGUAGAGGAAGUUGCUUAAGAUUUGGAUUUGAGGAUUAAAAAUCUCAUCAGUUAUCAAAAAGGAGAGGUAGCCAUUAGGACCACUGAGAUCAGUCCUGCACUGCCAAAAUCUUAUACCAUAAACCAUGGUACUGCAUACUGUGGCAGAGAUACUGUGAAAAUGCUACUUCAUCUUUUGGAUGAAGCAGCAGCCAGUGUUCCUACCAAAAACAAAGCAGAGCUUUUAUAUGAUGAUGAAAACACAAUUCAAAAUGGCACUUCUAUUCUUAUACCUUUUAGAUCUCCCACACAAACCCUAAGACAACACAUCCAUAACUCAAUGCAAGAGAAAAAACUUAAGAUGAAGCAAACUUUAAUUGGAUCCCAGUUUGCUUAUACUUAUAAAGAUGAUAUCAUGAUAGGGGCCAGCAGGUGGUAUAUAUUGGAAAAUGUUAAUUCAGCAUCAAAGCCUUUGCACGUCCUUCAUGUGGAAAAAGACCUUUCUGAAGAUGUAAAUUCAUCUGUUGGAAGAUCAACAGUUGGAACAAGUUCUGGAAAUGCUUGUCUGGACAGAUUCUUCACUAAUAAGACCUGUGAAUCAUUAGAUGAGGCCCACCACCAUUAUGGAGGGAUAUUGAUCCCAAUCAUUGCUGUGUCACAAGAACUGGGCGAGAGCUCCAUGUCUGUGAAACCCACCCAUGUGGAAAGAAAGACUGGAUGA
This is a messenger RNA of Tupaia belangeri chinensis (Chinese tree shrew), 2016 nucleotides long. RefSeq lists its product as uncharacterized. NCBI's taxonomy places the organism in Eukaryota, Metazoa, Chordata, Mammalia, Scandentia, Tupaiidae. Gene Ontology annotation, cellular component: chromatin. Gene Ontology annotation, biological process: negative regulation of double-strand break repair via homologous recombination. The record is from RefSeq and is a predicted model, not a curated record. The transcript has 8 exons.